Messenger RNA from Scatophagus argus, 1962 nucleotides. RefSeq names its product nodal homolog 2-A-like. Gene Ontology annotation, biological process: BMP signaling pathway; SMAD protein signal transduction. Gene Ontology annotation, cellular component: extracellular region. The record is from RefSeq and is a predicted model, not a curated record. NCBI's taxonomy places the organism in Eukaryota, Metazoa, Chordata, Actinopteri, Scatophagidae. The transcript has 3 exons. The coding region runs from base 1 to 1236 and encodes 411 amino acids. Gene Ontology annotation, molecular function: cytokine activity; type I activin receptor binding; growth factor activity.
AUGAUGGGACUAACAGUGGAUUUCUCUUUUGCGCUUCUUCUCCUUGUGGAUUUGGUUGUGGGUCUCGCCGCGCAGCCCUUUCCAGGGAUUCACCCUGGCGCACUGCUCCGUGGUAAGGGCGGCGGUUCUAGACGCACCGUGCAGCGACAGCAGAGCAGCAGGCUGCCCCUCUACAUGAUGCAGCUCUACCGCACCAUGCUGACCGAGGACCGGGCCCGGACUCCGGCUGCCAGCGUGAGCCACACCAGGUCAGAGGACAACCCCGCUCUGCACGACUCCGACUCUGUGAUCAGCCUUGUCGCUAAGAACUGCCAGCAGAUUGGCAAGAGGUGGUCUGUCACCUUCGACAUGUCCUCCAUGUCUGCAAGCGACAACAUCCAACUGGCUGAACUUCGCAUCCGCCUGCCUGCCUUCACAGAGUCUUCCAGAGCUUCAGUGGACAUCUACCACUCUCACAGGGACCAGUGCCCCGACAUGCACUGUCCAGAGAACAGGCUGUUCCUGGGCCGGCUGAGAGCUCACCCCAGUUCGAUGGUCUCCCCCUCCUCCUGGAAGGUGUUCAAUGUGACAGAGAUGCUCCGCCGCUGGCUGCAGCACGAACACUCUGCACAGAUGACGGAGCAGGAGGACGAGGCUGAGGUGAUGGAGCAAGAAGAGCAGGAGCAGGAGGGACUACAACACCCUACAGCUGACCGGGUCAUGAUGGUGGUUUUCUCCAGACAGAACCCGAACAGCGAGCGAAUGCCAACACUAAUCCACACAGCCGAGCACUCCAAGUACGUAAGCCUGGACAGGGAGCGGGUGGCAGCUGGGUCUAGUUCCAGAACGAGGAGCCACAGAGUCAGGAGGCACCACAAGACCCAGCAGCAGAGGCAGAGAGUGGUGGACGCUGCUCCUCCCAGCAAGUCCACAGAGGAGAAGGGUUCUCUCUGCAGGAAAGUGGACAUGUGGGUGGACUUUGAGAAGCUUGGCUGGAGCAAGUGGAUUGUCUAUCCCAAAAGGUACAAUGCCUAUCGUUGUGACGGGAGCUGUCCUACACCAGUGGAUGCAACCUUCACCCCAACCAACCAUGCAUACAUGAAGAGCCUGUUGAAACUUCACCACCCAGACAAAGUGCCAUGUCUGUCCUGUGUGCCAACCCGCCUGGCACCGCUUUCCAUGUUGUACUACGAGAAUGGGAAGAUGGUCAUGAGGCAUCAUGAGAACAUGGUGGUGGAGGAGUGUGGUUGCCAUUGAGACACCUGAAAACUUUUUGGUUAAAAGACAGAUAGACUGGAACCACCGAGCCGUAGGCCCAGAGGGGUCUGAUACAGUCACAGACCCGAGCCACUCAGAGGCACAAAGUGGAUGGAUGUCCACAAGCACUUUACGGAUAUGUCCAGGUUGAUGCUGGGACAGAGGCUGCUGCUGCUGCAGAACAUGAAAGAGAGAGACUAUCCUGGACACACCUCUCUAAAUUAUGGAUUUAAAAAAUUAAAGAGUUUUAAAAUUGUUGGUACUUGUUGUAGAAGAUCAGGUGACCAAAUUUGUGCCUUGGAUUGCAAGUGAUGAGUUAUAAAUCAAACUUGUAAGGACUGAUCAUGGCAAUGGUUUGAUCCAGUCAAGAUGAAACAAGCUCAAGACAAAAGCACAAUGCGGUCACUCACUAAAGCACUAAAGCACAGAGGAUUCACAAAAACAGAAGUAAAAACUGUUUUAUGCUUAAAGACUUCAUUUUUUAAUGUCAAAUGAUGAAUGCAAAUUCCAGAAUGGUGUAAGCGCUUCAACUUUAUUAAGAUGUUUGGGUCACAUUGACCCCCUUUGUAUACACUAUGUGCAAUAAUACAAUAAAUUUAUCUUUAACUUGAACAAAGUGUUUUCUGGUUUUUAUUACAGUGUUUGUAUGUAAGAGUUUUUUUUAAGUUGCUCCCUUUCCCUUCAGCUUUUAUGGUAAGAUCAGAUCCUGGUGUUGUGCAAGCUGCC